Messenger RNA from Microsporum canis CBS 113480, 1002 nucleotides. RefSeq names its product 3-ketodihydrosphingosine reductase tsc10. NCBI's taxonomy places the organism in Eukaryota, Fungi, Ascomycota, Eurotiomycetes, Onygenales, Arthrodermataceae. Gene Ontology annotation, cellular component: endoplasmic reticulum membrane. The coding region runs from base 1 to 1002 and encodes 333 amino acids. Gene Ontology annotation, molecular function: 3-dehydrosphinganine reductase activity. The record is from RefSeq and is a predicted model, not a curated record. The transcript is spliced from 3 exons. Gene Ontology annotation, biological process: sphingolipid biosynthetic process.
AUGUUUGGCUUUGGCGGGAAGAACCAGUUCCAGGUGGAUGGACAGACGGUUCUCAUCACUGGAGGCUCUGAGGGAAUGGGACGAAGUGUUGCCAUUGAGCUAGCUAAGAAAGGAGCAAAUAUUGUAAUUGUAUCUCGAACCGUUUCCAAGCUCGAGACAGCAUUGAAGGACAUCAAAGCUGCUGCUUUAUACCCAGAAAAGCAGAGGUUUCACUAUGUCAGUGCAGACCUGAAAGAUUACGAAGGGACUGAACGUGUUCUCGAAAAUGUUUCCAAAUGGAACGGAGACCAGCCGCCUGAUAUCGUCUGGUGCUGCGCCGGAAUGUCGCUGCCUGGGUUUUUUGUCACCACGCCGCCAGAGACACUAAAGUCCCAGAUGGAUACGAUUUACUGGACAGCUGCCUUUACCGCUCAUUCGACUCUAAACAGGUGGCUCUCGCCAGUUGCGCCUAGUUCAAGAAACGCAAAGACUUCUCCCCGUCACAUCAUUUUCACCUCAUCAGCUGCCGUGUUUGUACCGCUCGCCGGAUAUGGUCCAUAUAGCCCGGCAAAGGCAGCCAUGAGAGCUCUAGCAGACACCCUCGUCCAGGAAAUCGAAGUCUACAAUGGAUCAAGGAAGAACAUGCAACAGCCUGCCCCGGCAGCUGAUGUCAAGGUUCAUAUCGUUUAUCCUAUGGGAAUUCUCUCGCCUGGGUUUGCCCACGAACAGACCAUAAAGCCGGGCCUGACCAAGCUGUUAGAGGAAGCAGACAAGCCCCAGACGCCAGAGGAGGUUGCUAAGAUAUCGAUUAAGGGCCUUGAGAGAGGCGAGUAUAUGAUCACGACCCUGUUUAUCGCAACCUUGAUGAAGGCGGCUACCAUGGGAGCCAGUCCUCGGAACAAUAUCAUCAUGGAUACUCUUAUUAGUAUGGUGAGCGCCAUUGCGUUCCUGUUCGUUAUUCCAGAUUUGACAAGAAAAGCAUGGAAUUGGGGUCGUACUCAUGGUGUUCCACGUCGUGACUGA